UUGCAGCUUUGGGCUUACAAGGUUCUUGGGAUGUUCCCACCCGAGAAUACUUGUACGGACCCGAACUUACUUCCACGCGGCUUAGCCUGGGGUAAGGCGUACCGGAGAGCGAAGGAGCGAUGAGGGGAGGUGAUGACUUUCCGGCGCUGGCUGGAUAACCUGACAGGGGUUGUGGUUCGCUGGGACAGGUGGGCGGGGAUGGAGGCUGACUUCCUUCCGAGGAGUCGGGAGGUGACACGGAGCAGGGUCCUACUGGAGUGCCCUCUGGGCUGGCAGUGGUACCUGGGGGAUCGAGUGACUCGACAGUCACUUGGUCUUCCAGCGUUCGUGGUUCCUGGGCUGCUUCCUCCACGCGUGCAGAGGACUGAGUCCUACACUCGCGCUGAGCUUGAGCUGUUCACCGUGCUGGACACGGAUCUGGAGAGGCAACUUCGACGCUCCUUGGACUACACAGCUUAUGCAGAUCGGAGUUCGAGAGACGGGUAG
Rhododendron vialii is the source of this 486-nucleotide messenger RNA. RefSeq lists its product as uncharacterized. Lineage: Eukaryota; Viridiplantae; Streptophyta; Magnoliopsida; Ericales; Ericaceae. The record is from RefSeq and is a predicted model, not a curated record. The coding region runs from base 133 to 486 and encodes 117 amino acids. The transcript is spliced from 3 exons.